AUGGUCGCCGACGCUCUGGUCUACCACCCUGCCCUGGCGCAUUACCUGCGCUUUGUCGCGACGACGGUCGGUCGCGACAAGCUCCUCCGCACGAUCCAAUACUUUUCCCGCUUCUACGCCUGGUACCUGUAUCGCACGAACCGGCCGCAGUCCGCCAUCGACCCGUACAACGCGGUCAAGAAGCAGUUCGGCACGACGCGAAAGAUCCUGCGCAUCGGCAAGUUCGUCGAGCACCUCAAAGCCGCCGCCAUCGCCCUCGACAACAAGAGCCCCAUCGAUCCUGUGCUGCGCUAUCUGGCUAUCGGUCGCCAGCUCGGCUAUGCGGGCUAUCUGACCCUCGACACCAUCACAGUCGUCGACACCAUCGGCGUCCGGAAGCUGGCUUCCGCGAAGCGCCUGCAGGAGAACGCUGUUGUGGCGGGUGUCUACACGCUGUUCCGUCUGCAGGAGAAGGAGAAGACUAUCAACCGCAAGGAGGGCGAGGGCGUUGUCGAGGCUAAGAAGAUCGAGAAGGAACGCGCUGCCGCUCGCAUACAGCUCGUGUCCGACCUGUGUGACUUGUCUGUCCCGGCUGCCACCCUGGGCAUUGUGUCGCUCGACGACGGUCUGGUCGGUAUCGGCGGUACCAUCAGCAGUUUGAUCGGUGUCUGGUCCCAGUGGCGCAAGACCGCAUGA
Penicillium alfredii is the source of this 675-nucleotide messenger RNA. RefSeq names its product PEX11 family protein. Bases 1 to 675 code for a protein of 224 amino acids. Gene Ontology annotation, cellular component: peroxisomal membrane. Lineage: Eukaryota; Fungi; Ascomycota; Eurotiomycetes; Eurotiales; Aspergillaceae. The record is from RefSeq and is a predicted model, not a curated record. Gene Ontology annotation, biological process: peroxisome fission; regulation of peroxisome size. The transcript is spliced from 4 exons.